AUGGUCCGGCCUGCGCGUAUAGGGCAUUUUCUGGGCGCGACCGGCCUCCCCCGGACCCACCUGGCCUGGAGUUUCCGCACCCAGAACCCUCCCUCUCACGGGCCACGUGUCUUCAGUGCAGACCCUCCACUCUCUCAAUUCCGCCAGUAUAGACCUCCUCUCUCCCCGACAUCAUCGAAAGCAAUCCCCCUACAGAAGAUCGCCCGAAACAUUUCCAACACAGAACUUCCAUCCAAUUCCUCCUCGACUGCCAGCCCCCCUCCUCCGGGACAGAGCACGCCUCAGGUUUCGGGAGUGAACUACACCCAUAUUCCAGCAGGAGUCGGGGAUUUGGAACUACACCUCACAGCAGGCUGCGCGGCGAAGAAGCGCGGACCGAGGGGAAGAUUUGCCCUGAAGCCUCCUGGGAUUGGCUCUGAAGAGCUGGGGCUCCGGGAAGACACGCUGAGGGUCCUAGCUGCCUUCCUUAGGCGUGGUGAGGCUGCCGGGUCUCCUGUUCCAACUCCACUCAGAAGCCCUGCCCAAGAAGAGCCAACAGACUUCCUGAGCCGCCUUCGAAGAUGUCUUCCCUGCUCCCUGGGGCGAGGAGCAGCACCCCCUGAGUCCCCUCGGCCUUGUUCUCUGCCCAUCCGCCCCUGCUAUGGUUCAGAGCCUGGCCCAGCUACUCCAGACUUCUAUGCCUUGGUGGCUCAGCGGCUGGAACAGCUGGUCCAAGAGCAACUGAAAUCUCCACCUAGCCCAGAAUUACAGGGUCCCCCACCCACAGAGAAGGAAGCCAUACUGCGGAGGCUGGUGGCCCUGCUGGAGGAAGAGGCAGAAGUCAUUAACCAGAAGCUGGCCUCGGACCCCGUCCUGCGCAGCAAGCUGGUGCGCCUGUCCUCCGGCUCUUUCGCCCGCCUGGUGGAGCUGUUCUGUAGCCGGGAGGACAACUCUCACCCAAGCCGAGCAUGCCCCGGGCCGCCGCCUCCUUCCCCGGAGCCCCUGGCCCGCCUGGCCCUGGCCAUGGAGCUGAGCCGGCGCGUGGCCGGGCUGGGGGGCACCCUGGCCGGACUCAGCGUGGAGCACGUGCACAGCUUCACGCCCUGGAUCCAGGCCCACGGGGGCUGGGAGGGCAUCCUGGCUGCCUCACCCGUGGACUUGAACUUGCCAUUGGACUGAGCUCUUUCUCAGAAGCUGCUACAAGAUGACACCUCAUGUCCCUGCCCUCUUCGUGUGCUUUUCCAAACCUGCCUUUUCAGCUCAGGGCUGUGGGGUGGUGGUCGCCCUACCUGUUUUUGCCAAAAAUAAAUUGUUUAAAACUUUUUGUAUUAAAAAUGUUACAAAGU
Molecule: messenger RNA, 1325 nt
Organism: Cercocebus atys (sooty mangabey)
Lineage: Eukaryota; Metazoa; Chordata; Mammalia; Primates; Cercopithecidae
Gene: BCL2L12
Product: BCL2-like 12 (proline rich)
Exons: 10
Coding region: 1-1158 (385 amino acids)
Biological process (GO): regulation of apoptotic process
Source: RefSeq, a predicted model, not a curated record